AUGAAGGACAACAUCAGUCGCUGGGUGUGGGACAUGCAGCAGGCCAAAGAGGAGAUGGGCAUGGAUGAUGCAAUGAUCAACAAGUACAUGUUUGUGCUUCUUUGGGCCUCUCAGGGCAACACAGGCCCUUCUUCAUUUUGGCUGCUCCUCUUCCUCUUGAAACAUCCAGAGGCCAUGACAGCUGUGAGGGAAGAGGUAGAUAAAGUUCUAAAGGAGUCGGGGCAAGAGGUCCAACGUGGGGGCUCCUUAAUCAAUUUGACCCGUGAAAUGUUGAUGAAAACUCCGGUGCUGGACAGUGCGGUAGAAGAGACCCUCCGACUGACCGCUGCACCCCUCCUCACCAGGGCAGUGCUCCAGGACAUGAACCUUAAGUUAGCUGAUGGUCGCGAAUACUUCAUUCGCAAAGGGGACAGAAUGGCGAUCUUCCCUUACAAUGCCGUGCAUCUUGACCCAGAAGUCCACCCUGAUCCUCAUUCAUUUAAAUAUGACCGCUUUCUGAACCCUGACGGCAGCAAAAAAACAGACUUUUACAAAGGAGGGAAGAAGGUGAAGUACUACAACAUGCCCUGGGGUGCAGGAGUCUCCAUGUGCCCUGGAAGAUUCUUUGCUACUAAUGAGCUGAAACAGUUUGUUUUCCUCAUGUUGGUCUACUUUGAGUUUGAGCUAAAGAAUCCUGAUGAGAAGAUACCUGAAAUUGAUUUCAAGCGAUGGGGUUUUGGAUCAAUGCAGCCAAUAAGAGAUGUUCAGUUUAGAUACAGACUCAGAUAUUAA
Molecule: messenger RNA, 771 nt
Organism: Menidia menidia (Atlantic silverside)
Lineage: Eukaryota; Metazoa; Chordata; Actinopteri; Atheriniformes; Atherinopsidae
Source: the annotation of a GenBank genome assembly